AUUCAUGGCGCGGUAACACUUCCUGGUCUUCUGCAAUCCUUCUCGUUUUUCGCCUCUCCCAAUAAUUAGAGGUUUCGCUCAGCGCUUUUGAGUUCUCAUAACAUUUUUGAUUUUUUUUUGGCCAUAUCCAUCCAUACCUAUUUACUCUAGCAUUAUUUAUAAUAUUGUUGAAUAAGGAAUUUAAAAUCGAUAUAGGUAAAAAAAAUUUAAAAAGGGGGGAAAGCUUUUAGUUUCAUGUUUUUACAUUUUAAGGUCUUUUUUGACGCCGAAUCCGAAUUUGACAAGCGUUUUCCUUAAUUCGUUACCGAUUCAACAUAACGGUAAUUUAGCACAGCCCAGCUGCUGUCCGUCAAGUGACGUCAUUGUGAUGUUUCAUUUCAUUGAAAUCGUCUUAGUCAACGAAGUCAACAAAAUUAUUUCAAUUCAAAUUCAAAACAAAUUAUUUUUCAAAAUUUUUGGGUGUCACCGCAAACGAAAUGAUUUUUCAUUGAAAUUCAAAGAAAAAGCCCCUGAGGCCCUGAAUAUUUGUAUUAUAAGAUGGCAGUCACGAAACUAUAUUAUUCAUUGAUCAUUUGUUCCAUAUUCAGUACAAGUUUCGCUUUGGAAUGUUACGUAUGUACUAAUCAGCAAGACAAUCACGAAAAGUGUUUGAACACAAUCAAAACUUGCGAACAAGGCGAAGAAAUGUGUUUGUCGGAAAUCAAAUGGGGAUCACCUCCGUAUUGGUCUCGUGGAAGCGAAAAACAGUAUUACGUUUCGAAGAGAUGCGCCACUCGAGAUAAUUGCACUAGAAUAAUAUCUAAAGCGAUGUCAACAUGUAAUUAUAUUUGGUACCUCGAUUGGAAAUGUGCCGAAUGUUGUGCAGGAGAUAGGUGUAAUUAUUACGUAACGCUGACCGGAAGUUCGAUUCGAUUCAACGUUUUUGUUACCAGUAUCUGCGCAUCAGUGGGACUUUUAAUCAGCAAUUUUUUAUUCUGAUUAAAUAAUUGUGUUCAGUUCUCCUAUCAAUGUAAUAUUUUUUCGAGAAUCUCUAAUUACGUGGGUCUUCGACUUGCACGAUAUAAUAUUCAGUAUUAUAUUUUCGUAAGCUAUGAGCCAUCCGUCCAUUUUGACAUGUUGAUGUUUUACUUGCAUUACCUACCUACGUUAUUAUUGUUAUUCCUUUUACGAUUACGAUUCUUCAAGACUUUGAUGAAAUGUGAUAUUGUGAAUCAUCCGUCCGUGUUUUUCAAUCAAUUUUUAUACUUAUAUGUAUUUUUUUUUUUUUUUUACUUAAUUUAAUGGUAUUCAGUUUUUAUUUUUUUAUACUUCACAGUAUUGUAAUUUUUAUUUAUUUAUUCCAAUUCCAAAUGUUGACUUUCACACUCAGAAGUGUUACUCGAUUUAUGGUGAUGUAAAAAAUUUGUUUAAAAUAGUUGGUAAGAUUGUAUCCAAAUUUUAAAAAAAUAUAUUGUGAUGUUUUUAUA
This is a messenger RNA of Planococcus citri (citrus mealybug), 1466 nucleotides long. RefSeq names its product UPAR/Ly6 domain-containing protein cold-like. Lineage: Eukaryota; Metazoa; Arthropoda; Insecta; Hemiptera; Pseudococcidae. The record is from RefSeq and is a predicted model, not a curated record. The coding region runs from base 538 to 978 and encodes 146 amino acids. The transcript has 4 exons.